Zeugodacus cucurbitae (melon fly) is the source of this 2021-nucleotide messenger RNA. RefSeq names its product retinal guanylyl cyclase 1-like. Gene Ontology annotation, biological process: receptor guanylyl cyclase signaling pathway; cGMP biosynthetic process; intracellular signal transduction. Lineage: Eukaryota; Metazoa; Arthropoda; Insecta; Diptera; Tephritidae. The transcript is spliced from 4 exons. Bases 1090 to 1521 code for a protein of 143 amino acids. The record is from RefSeq and is a predicted model, not a curated record. Gene Ontology annotation, molecular function: guanylate cyclase activity; peptide receptor activity.
AAUGCUGACAGGUUGCGUAGCGCGGCCCUCAUCGUGUCGUUGUAUAUGCGGCAAGGGAUUUGUGGCAUUCGGGUAGAAUAAAUGCUGGAUUUCACGCAUUUUAUCGAUGGUUUUCUCAGUUUCGGUUUUAUAAUCAGCAUGUUCUUUACGCAAGCCAAUAAUUGUUUGUUCUUUUUGCGUAAGUUCAUUCUGCAUAACGCUGAAUGAUUUCUGCAGUUGCUCUAAUUGAAAAUAAUAAUUCAAAAUCUACAACCGCAUAUCUGGACAUAAAACAAUAUGCCAAGAAUCAGUUCGAGUAGAGCAAAUCGCAACGAAUCAAAGUCAAAACAAGUUGCAUUGCAACAACACAACAUGAAGCCCACUGAAAGAAAUAGCCCGGAAAAAGUAUUUGUUAAUUCACAAAAUAUUCAAGUAGCUCUACAGUCGUUUAUAAAGCGGCAUCGUAGCAGCUUACAAAAACUAAUGGAACAAAAUAAUAAGUUGGGGCAACAAAACGCGCUCCUAAAUGCACAAUUGAGCAAUCAACAGGGCACCGUGCUGGCGGUAAAUGAAAAAUUUCUGCCGGCAACAAGGAAAUUACCAAAUACAAAGAAGAUCAACCCCAUUUGAUGGAGAGUAAAAGCUUACUGCGCACUGAAUUGUUUGCUUAUAAAAAGCGCUAUGGUGAAUUGCUGGUUUUCAGUGGAAAGGAGCUGAAGGAGUGUGGUGAAAGGGAGAAAGUGUUGAAAAAUGAGCUUGAAGUAAUUCGUAAAGAAUUGCAAGACAAGCACGUUGAAUUUGAACACAACAAUGCAGAGUUAAUUCAGACCAGAAUUGAAAUCAAUGAAAGUAAGCUGCCACUGUGGAAGGACUGUGAAGCCACCUUAAAUAGACGAUACCAGCAAUUAUCAGCGGAAGGAGCCUCACAUUCUAGGACGAACAAUAAGGGAGGCCUAUAAAUAUACUUUGUGGCAUUCUGCCUAUAUUGGUUUUAUGUAUGCUAUGUUUCACUUUUCUAUUUAUUUACUUUGAAUUUUUUUCUUCACCUUUUUACCGCGCUGACGCAUUACUUUGCCCGCCGGCUGUUGAUGACAACCUUAAUGAUGUGCCAUGAAUAAUAUUCUUCGUUUGCUGUUAAAAUUUAUCAGCGUUUACGAACGCUUUAAAAUGCUCAAUCACGGACGUAAGGUGAAUUUCGUCGACACAAUGUUUCAAAUGCUCGAAAAGUAUUCGAAUAACUUGGAGGAGCUGAUACGGGAGCGCACAGAUCAAUGGGAUAUUGAGAGGAAGAAAACUGAACAGUUAUUAAAUCGCAUGCUACCCAGUUCGGUGGCGGAAAAAUUGAAAAUGGGUUUGGUCGUCGAACCGGAGGAAUUCUCCGACGUAACAAUAUAUUUUAGCGACAUCGUUGGUUUUACAACGAUUGCUGCGCACUGUAGUCCCGUACAGGUUGUGGAUCUGCUUAACCAUCUCUACACAAUUUUCGAUACGACUAUCAACGCAAGGUGGAAACCAUACAAUAGAACAGCGCGGACUAAUUGAAAUAAAAGGAAAGGGUAUGAUGAACACUUUUUGGCUGUUGGGAAAGAAAGGUUUUGAUAAGCCAUUGCCUGCACCGCCACCAAUUGGGUAAGUCUAAAGGCUAAGUCAGUUUUAUUAAAACUCAUAUUUAUUUGAAAUAUUUAUACUUUAACAUGCUUACUCAGUGAAUUACACGGUCUCGAUGAGUCUCUUAUCCGCAACUCGAUCACACUCAAAGCACAAGCGAAUAAAUCAGGCAACAGCACCAAGCAACCCCAAGUCAAUCUUCGUCGCUGGCCGGCGAAUCGGUCGAGGUGAAAGUGGAGAUUACAGCACCCACCAAUGCGGACAUUUGCUCGUCGAGCUUGCCAAACUCAUACUCAUUAGACUCUACCUCUACAAAUACAAUCAGUCCAAAUGUCACAUUAUGUCCAGAUUUCCCCACGAAGAUUUCAAACGCCAGUCCGCAAUCACGUAAAAUGUCCGAACUCUCACCUGAGAGCUUGCUCACGCCAGGCAAU